GCGGCGAAUGCGAAAAUCAUAAAGAACUAGCUCACUCGUGUCCUAGACAUCGAUGGAGGAACAGGUGAUCCAAGACCCUGGACGUGCUGAUUAUGUUCCAAAGGGCAAGAAAAAGAAGUACCCACAAAGGUUUGAAAAGGGAGAUGCGGUGUGGCUGAAAGUCGCGAGCGAGGAUGCACCUGAUUUACCCGAUAUCGUGGUGUAUGUAAAGGCAGCGCGGUAUGAGGAGAAGAAAGACUGCUGGAUGUACAAAGUCCAGGAGCAGGAUAAAGGGGGAGUGUGGUUUGGGAAGGAAAGAAUGAGAGCGGAGAAAGCCUUGAAGCGUGCCUGAGAAAGCGCGCCCAAGGUGGCCUCGGAAGGGAACCCUAUUAAUUGGCCACAGUGGUCUCUGCCACAGCAUGGGAGGCAGUGCACGUCUCCUGCAGGCUUUGCGGGGCUCGGUUCCCGCAUUAGCACAGCCACUUUGUCGUUGUUCGUUUGGUUUAUGCAGCAAGCGUUUGGAUGGGCUUUAGAGGACGGUAUAAUGAUAUCCACUGUUUUGCAC
Hyaloscypha bicolor E is the source of this 544-nucleotide messenger RNA. RefSeq lists its product as uncharacterized. The coding region runs from base 53 to 331 and encodes 92 amino acids. Lineage: Eukaryota; Fungi; Ascomycota; Leotiomycetes; Helotiales; Hyaloscyphaceae. The transcript has 2 exons. The record is from RefSeq and is a predicted model, not a curated record.